AUGACUUUUAAUUAUCAACAAAACCAAAACCAAGAUAGUCAACAAUUCCAACAAAUUACAAGUCUCGAUCAAGUUCUUCUUCAACCGAUUCAAAAUUCCGAUAUUUCUCAGCAACGCCCUCAAAAUCUAGCUCAACAAAGUUAUGGACAGCAAAUUCAGCAAGCUCAAAAUUACGUCCACCAGCAAAUUCAAAGUUAUGGACUUGAAGUUGCCAGUGGUAACCGUUAUACUCAAAAGGCUCCAUGUAAUUACACAAUUACAAUGGUAGCUUUUGAUUCAAAGUUAGUGGAUAAUAAGAGAACAUCGAUAGAACAACAACUUUUGAAUCAUUCUGUUCUCCUUGGUGAAACUGUUACCAUUUAUGUUGAAGGAAACAACAAAAUACAUUUGACUGGUAAUUACGUUCAAUUCCUUCAACUACCCUACGAAAAUGAUCCAGUGCCAAUAACAGUAAAUAAAGGCAAAUUAUCAAAGCCAGCAUCAUCACCAGCGUCACCAUCACUUACAACAUCAAAAUUUAAUGAGCCCGCUAAUCAAUCUAAUUGCUUAAAUGAUUUACCUGAAGUUGAACAAAUUCCAAAGGCACCACCACUUGCAAAAGAGAAAGUUAAUGGUGAAACAAAUGUCGAGAAUAGAAGUGAAGGAAUUGAAAAGGAAAAGAGAAAUUUAAAGAGGUCAAUUGAUGCCUUAAACACAAAUGAUUCAUCAAAUACUAAUAAUGAGGAUAUUGUUAUUAUUGAAAUUGAAGAUGAUGGUGAUGUUAAAAUGAAAAAUAACCCUGAUCAAUAUGAAAUGAUCGAAGAUUCCGACUCUUCAGAUUCAGAUUAUUUGUAUGAUAGUUCAGAUGAUGAUUCAAGCGAUAAUUCAGAUGAUGAACUAGGUGUUGAAACAAGCGAUCAUUCAAAUGAUGAUGACGUCAAAGUCAAAAGUUCAAAUGAUUUGGAUGAAAAAGACAAAAACGAUGAUAAUAUGAUAGUGAAAAUUGGUAAAAAGUCAAACUUACAAGCUGACGUAACGAAUAUAAGUCAAAACAUAAAUCAAAAGGAAAUUCAGGUGAAACAAGGACAAGCAAAUCCAACCAAUCAAAAGAAUAAUGAAAAAGAAAGCCCCGAUCAAAAACUCGCUGAUAAUAAAAAGCAAAAAAAGAAAAAAGGUGCACAAAAAAAGAAUGGUAAUUUGUCAACAAAUGAUGAGGAGAAAAAUGAAGCCGGUUCAUCUAAAUCGCCCAAAUCAUCUAAAUCACCCAAAUCACUCAAAUCGCCCAAAUCAUCUAAAUCACCCAAAUCAUCUAAAUCACCCAAAUUACCUAAAUCAACAAAUGAUAAAAGUUUAAAACGUCAAGAGGGAAAUACUAGAAAUGUUAAUGAUGUUUCAGUUAUUGAUAUUAAAAUUGGACAAGGAGAACAAGCCACUGCAGGAAAAACGGUCGGAGUUCGUUUUAUAGGACGUUUGAAUGCGAAUGGCCAUAUAUUUGAUUCAAAUAUGGUCGGAACGAAAUUGUUUUAUUUUACUUUGGGAAAAGGUCAAGUCAUUAGAGGUUGGGAUAUAGGAAUGAAUGGAAUGUGCGUUGGUGGUGAAAGGAAAUUAGUGGUUCCACCUGCACUUGCAUAUGCUGAUAAAGGUCUUCCUCCAAAAGUUCCUAAAAAUGCAACAUUAGAAUUUGAUGUAAAACUAAUGGAAAUUAAAUAA
Messenger RNA from Entrophospora sp. SA101, 1689 nucleotides. The record is from the annotation of a GenBank genome assembly. Lineage: Eukaryota; Fungi; Glomeromycota; Glomeromycetes; Entrophosporales; Entrophosporaceae.